GGCUCCUCCCACUUCGCGUCAUUUGCCUUCCUCGAACUGUCGAACUGUCGAACUCGGAAGCGGAGGAGGAGUUGUCGACUCGACCUCCUCCAGAAAUUCCACCGAAAACCGUGAGCCAGUCGGUGUCAACACUCCGCGUGGAGCUCGGUUUCAGGGUGCAGGCAAGUGGUCUCAAUGCGACAAGUGCAAACUGGUCCUGGUCCUGGUCCGAGCGCGGCUGACAGGGAACAUAACAUGUCCGAUGGAAAAGACGCCAAUGCUGCUCACAACAACUCCUCCCUGAUGAAGAAGAGCCUGGAAGAGAGCCUGGAUGAGUGCAUGGAGGCCCUGGAUCUCUUCCUAAACAAUCACUUCAGUGAGAGUCUGGAGAGGCUGCAGUCAAAAGUGGGUGAAAGCAUGUACCACUCUCUUAUGUACGCCACAGUCCUGGAAAUGCAGGCCAUGAUGACUUUCCAGCAUGACGACAUUUGCAAUGCCGGAGCUACAAUGAAGAGCGCUCAGGAACUGUGUCAGAGGUUUCGCCGUAAAUCUCCAAAUUUAGGGAAGUCCGCAGGGGAGCCGCUCACUGAAGAGCAGCUCCAUGCUGAAGUGUGUUACGCAGAAUGCCAACUGCAAAGAGCUGCUCUCACCUUCCUUCAGGAUGAGAAUAUGGUGAGUUUUAUCAAAGGUGGGAUCAAAGUACGAAACAGUUACCUGAUUUACAAACAGUUGCAUUCCUAUGUAAAAUCUCAAACCUGUUUUAAAGGACCCAGCCACAAUCACUUAGAGGGCGGGAUUUCUUUUGGAAUAGGAGCAUUUAAUCUGACACUCUCUUUAUUUCCACCACGGAUACUAAAAGUUUUAGAGUUUGCAGGCUUCUCGGGAGAUAAGGAGUACGGUUUGUCCCUGCUUGACGAUGGCGCGACAGCAUUAAAUCUGCGCUCCAUGCUGUGUGCUCUGCUGCUGCUUUGUUACUACACGUUUCUCACAUUCAUACUAGGUAAGGCGCCGCCCCGUAAACUCCUCACACGUCUGACUGAUCACUCACUCCUGCCGAGUGAUCUGGAAGAUGUUGUAUGUCUCCUCCUCUCCUUCUCAGGAACGGGUGAGGGACAUGUGCUAGAAGCUGAAAGAUUGUUGAAAAUAUUCAGGCUCCGCUAUCCUCGGGGAGCAAUAUUCCUCUUCUUUGCUGGCAGGGCAGAGGAGAUGAAAGGAAACAUCGAUGAGGCAGUGGCUCUAUUUGAAGACGGCUGCAAGGCCCAGCAAGCGUGGAAGCAGUUCCACCACAUGUGCUACUGGGAGCUGAUGUGGUGCUUCACCUAUAAGCGAGCGUGGAAGAUGGCCUAUUUCUAUGCAGACCUGUUGAGCAAGGAAAGUCACUGGUCCAAGGCUAUGUACAUCUACAUGAAAGCCGCUUAUCUCAGCAUGCUGCCUAAGGAGGAGGAACGCCCCUUUGGAGAGGAUGAGGCGGAUCUCUUUCGACAAGUGCCUGCCUUCAAGCAGAAGAUAGCGGGCAAGUCUCCCCCCACUGAGAAAUUUGCAAUCCGCAAAGCUCGCCGCUACACUGCCCGCUGCCCAGUCAGGCUAACAGUGCCAGUGCUGGAGAUGAUGUACAUGUGGAAUGGUUUUAGCAUGAUCAAAAAGCAACCGGAGCUGACUGAAGGCAUGAUGCAGACGCUAGUGGAGGCUGAGCGCACCCUGUUGGAGUCUCCAGAGAAUGAGUAUACGCUGGAUGACCGGUGUGUAAUCCACCUACUGAAGGGAAUGUGUUUGAAAAACCAAGGGCUCCUCCAGGGUGCUGAGGAAUGCCUUCAUAAAGUUUGUUCUAGGGAGAAGAAGCUCAGGUUCGACCACUAUCUCAUUCCCAACGCCCUAGUGGAGCUCAGUCUCCUCUACAUUGAACAAGGCCGAAGAGACGAGGCCAUCAAACUGCUCCACAAGGCCAAACACAACUACAAAGAAUACUCUAUGGAAUCUCGUACGCAGUUCAGGAUCCAUGCCGCUCUGGCCAAACUGAAGGCUGCCUCCGUCGAUGCGGAGGAAACUCGUCUGUAGGGAGACUGGACAUUUGGCAUCGGAGACGAUCUUCAUCUGUGGUCGUUGUGACGCUCGCGGUGUUUUAGCCCAGUUUCAUACAUCGAUACAUUUUCAUCAAGGAAAUGCUGGGUUUCUAUUCAGCUUUGCCUUUUAAGACCUGAUUGGCCUCUCACAGUUGAAAAGUGUUAGAUAGUAUUGAAGAGAGCUUUAAUUUUAUAUAAGAUUACAGACUUGUGUAUAAAGACAUUUCGUUUAAUGGACGAUGUUGACAUUUAAAUAACCUGAAUCAACCGCUGAUUAAAGUCACUCUAAAUAACA
Phycodurus eques (leafy seadragon) is the source of this 2334-nucleotide messenger RNA. RefSeq names its product tetratricopeptide repeat protein 39A. Gene Ontology annotation, molecular function: protein binding. The record is from RefSeq and is a predicted model, not a curated record. The transcript is spliced from 17 exons. The coding region runs from base 175 to 2034 and encodes 619 amino acids. Lineage: Eukaryota; Metazoa; Chordata; Actinopteri; Syngnathiformes; Syngnathidae.